UGAUGAAUAAAAUGGCUUGUUUAAAUGGAAGGUUAGGUAGUAUAUUUCGAAGUUAUGAGUUGAAGAAAAAUGUAAGGUGCGUUAUUGCAUCCUGGGGCGCCCGGCGGGCGAUGCCCUACUCGACGAAAGAGCCAGGCGAUGAAGACCCCGGGCCCGUGAAGUUCAGCCAGAGCAAGGCGGCCGCGUGGAAGGCCCAGCAGACACGCAGCGGUGGACGCAACAACGAUGCGCCGUACUACCAACCAGUCGUGAUCUCCGCGAGCCUUGCAGUUUUCAUGCUCUACUUCUGCGUCUUCAGGGAAGAGAACGACUUAGACGAAGAAAUAGGCAGGCCGUUGUUCGACAGGAUUGAAGGUCUCAAAGCGAAGCAGUUGGAGAUUGCCCUGAAAUACAACCGAGAACACGGUCUACCCACAGAAGACUUAGAAAAUGAGUUGCAUGCUUUGGGGAUUGUUGUUAAGUGAAAUAUUGUAUUACAGAAAUACCAUCUGUUAUUCUAUUUGGUAAAUAUGUAGAGUAGCAGUAUUUGCGGAAAAAAAUGUUAAAAAUCCAAAAAUACUUUUAUGCUCUUUCACUUCCUCUUUUUUUUUAAUUAAACCCGACGGAGAUAAGAAAUUCCAAAUACUUUAGGAGAGUCUAAUUUUUUAAUUUUCAUAGUUGGGUGAUAUUUGUUAAAAAAAAUUAAAUUCCGAAAAUACUUUUAUUCUAUGCUCUAUAACUUCCUCUUUUCAUUAAACCCGGCGGAGAUAAGAAAUUCCAAAUACUUUAGGAAAUAUCAAAUUUUUUAAUUUUCAUCACAAUACCUGUACAUUCAUGCAGCAUUCACAAUUGUUUCUUGUUUACGACUAUGAUUUUUUUUUUUCUUGCAGCGUUCACCAUUGUUUACCCGCCUUUAACUUGGUGAGUUUUGUACGUUUCAAAUGUUAAUGUUUUAUUUGUUAUUUGGAUAUUGUUGCGCAAGUAAUAAGUAAAAAAAAAUACGUGGGUUCCUACUGUUCAUCCUUUGUCCCGGUUUGUUAGGUCAGGUCAGUUACAUUAUAAAUACUUUAAAACUAAACAACCAUUAAAAUUAAGUUAUAUUAUUUUUAACGUCUGCUUAGUUUGAAAGUACUUAUAAUGUAACUGACCUGACCUAAUCGACCAUUUUAAUUAAUUAGGCAUUCACGAACACACGGCAAAAUAAAAAAAUUUGUGACGGCCAAAUGAUAGCACAGGUCUUGUAUAGCAAAAUAUAAACGGCGAUAUUUCCUAAAGUAUUUGGAAUUUCUUAUCUCCGCCGGGUUUAAUGAAAAGAGGAAGUAAAAGAGCAUAUAAUAAAUGUAUUUUUGGAUUUUUAACAUUUUUUUUUUCUCAAAUACCGCUACUCUACAUAUUUACUUUCUAUUUAAUUACAUUGUCAAAAUAUUAGUUCUGAUGUAAAUAUGAUUUAAACACAGCUUUGAUGCUAUGUACUAAUGGAAAAAAUAAUAUAUUUUGUACAAAUUAGUGUUUUUCAUUUAAUUGCAAAGUUAUUUUUAACAUACUACUUGAAAAUAUGCUGGAGUUGACCUAUAAAAUGAGUUUUAUGGAGUAUGUAAAGAGUUCAACUGCUGGUUUAAAAGUGCAUACCCAGUAGCCUGGUUGAGUAGUGGAAAGCAAGUAGCUGGGAGAACCUUUUUUACCCAGGUACAAGGCAAAAUAGUAUUUCUUUAGCCACACACCUUUCCACUUGGCACCACUUUUGGAAUGGUAAAUGUUUUCUGACCUUGGAAAAUUAAAAUGUGGUUACUUAAAUGCAAGCACUGUUGAAAAUAUUGUCUGCCAAACUCCCCUAAAAUGCCCAAUGAUCUUCUGAAUGAUGGUGAGUGGAGGUGAAAACUCAAAUCAAUCCAUGUUUUGAUUAUAGGUUCAGUCAUGUGAAACCACUCCAGCUAUUAAACACUGCAGAGACAUGUUGUUUCCAAAAUUUCAACUCGAAACAUAGCCUAUGUAUUGCUGUUCAAGUUCAGCAAAAAGUACUGAACUUAUGUGUACGCAUAUAUAUUUUCAUUUAUAAAUACCCAUCCUGACAUUGAUUUUUAGUUACAUAAGGUGCAGAAAAUUGUGUGUAAAUUACUGAUGUGUUUUUAAAUUUUUCUGUUGUGUCCCAAUUUGGUUCUGUGAAAUUAAUUAAUUAAAUAGCAAAUGUGUUGUUGAAACUUAUUUUUGUAAAAAAUUUUACUAGGCCUGCAAUUAUUUGACAGAAUUUUUCUCUCCACUCUAGGCUUGGUAACAGUGUCGAUAAGAGAAAGAUGGUUAGCAUUUGUGAAUAGCUUCUCUUCAACAUUAUUGCUUACAAUGUUUCGAGCAGCAAACAGUUUGCUGACUGUGCUAAAGAACUCUGUAGCAGUAUCAUUUUCCCUGAGGUUUUGUGGCUUGAUGAGACACUUCACUCUUAAGUUCUUCAUUUCGUCUUCAAUCUGACUAUUGACAGCUGAAGGGCAAAGAGUAGCUAGAACCUUUGAGUUCCAGGAUGUUUUCUGCGAGUUUCUUUCCAUGGUCAACGAGAAUUUUGUGUGGCCUGUUUGUGCUUUGGUUUUCUUGGGUUCAAAAAUACAUGUUUGAUGUUACUAACGAAUGUAUUCAGCUCUGACAGAGAGGGGGUCCGAAAACUUACGAUGAGAUUUAGUUUGUGCGCUCAGCACUUAGCAUGAAGAAUUUUCUCAUAAAAUACAACCUUUAAAGAGUCUACACAUCUAGUCAUGUGUCAUGCAGUCACAACAGUAACUAGGUUUUCUAACUUAAUGUUGAGUUGUACAACAAUCGAUAAAAUUGUAUGGGUGAAUUUUGUGCCAUUUACAAUGCCCAGUUCUUUUGCAUCACCA
Messenger RNA from Bacillus rossius redtenbacheri, 2843 nucleotides. RefSeq lists its product as uncharacterized. The coding region runs from base 3 to 464 and encodes 153 amino acids. NCBI's taxonomy places the organism in Eukaryota, Metazoa, Arthropoda, Insecta, Phasmatodea, Bacillidae. The record is from RefSeq and is a predicted model, not a curated record. The transcript is spliced from 2 exons.